This is a messenger RNA of Coprinopsis cinerea okayama7#130, 168 nucleotides long. RefSeq lists its product as hypothetical. The transcript is spliced from 4 exons. The coding region runs from base 1 to 168 and encodes 55 amino acids. Lineage: Eukaryota; Fungi; Basidiomycota; Agaricomycetes; Agaricales; Psathyrellaceae. The record is from RefSeq and is a predicted model, not a curated record.
AUGACCAGGAUUGGCCAAGCCCCAGAUCACUUGGCUUCAACCUUGCAUGUGUUUAUUGCUGGGGUUGCUGACUAUGAGAAGGAACCAGGAUUCACCUCUGUGUUGGCAUCUGGAGAGACCUCCCAGGGUUCAUUCUCCAGCUCCAAGUGCCAAUUCAGAGGCUUCUGA